Medicago truncatula (barrel medic) is the source of this 6851-nucleotide messenger RNA. RefSeq lists its product as uncharacterized. Lineage: Eukaryota; Viridiplantae; Streptophyta; Magnoliopsida; Fabales; Fabaceae. Gene Ontology annotation, biological process: CAAX-box protein processing; lipid metabolic process. The coding region runs from base 253 to 5733 and encodes 1826 amino acids. Gene Ontology annotation, cellular component: membrane. The record is from RefSeq and is a predicted model, not a curated record. Gene Ontology annotation, molecular function: short-chain carboxylesterase activity; metalloendopeptidase activity; monoacylglycerol lipase activity. The transcript is spliced from 11 exons.
GAACAGAUAAAGCAAAAAGGAUUAUUAAAAUACAUUUUUAGAAGAAGCCGGAGCAAUCUGGGUGAAAGCAACGUUCAAGGCGGUGUUCAUGAAUCAUGAUAGUAACAUCUAAAGCUAACAAACAAUCAAAUUUGAACCGUUAAAACCAAACCGGUUCACCAGAACCAUAUACACGUAACACGAUCAUAUAUCAUACAACAAAUUCACCAUUCAAUUCAAUGCAAAUUCACUUUCAUCAUCAUCAUCAUCAUCAUGGCGGUUACAACCCUAACAACCUCUUUUCUUCCCGCCAAACCCUUCCCUUCCCGCCAAUUCCGUCUCUACAAACGCCGCCGACUCAAAAUCAAAGCCUCAUUCCCCGUUCCUCCACCGUCACCGUUUGAAAAUCUCUUCAACACGCUAAUCUCUCAAUGCUCUUCCGUUAAUUCAAUCGAUUUCAUUGCUCCGUCUCUCGGUUUUGCUUCCGGUUCUGCUCUUUUCUUCUCCCGAUUCAAAUCCUCUCAAAACUCCGACGUCGGUGAGUGGAUCCUCUUCGCUUCUCCGACACCGUUUAACCGUUUUGUUCUUCUUCGGUGUCCGUCCAUUUCGUUUAAGGAUAAUGAGAGGUUGAUUAAGGAUGAAAAGCAUUACGGGAGGAUUCGUGUGAAUAAGAGAGAGAAGGAUUUGGAAGAGGAAUUGAAGUAUCAGAGAGUUUGUUUGAGUGCAAGUGAUGGUGGUGUGGUUUCGUUGGAUUGGCCUGUUGAAUUGGACUUGGAAGAGGAACGUGGUUUGGAUUCUACACUACUGAUUGUGCCUGGUACUCCUCAAGGGAGUAUGGAUGAUAAUAUUAGGGUUUUUGUGAUUGAUGCUCUUAAGAGAGGGUUUUUCCCCGUUGUUAUGAAUCCUAGAGGAUGUGCCUCCUCACCUAUCACCACUCCUAGGUUAUUUACAGCUGCUGACAGCGAUGAUAUCUGCACAGCUAUAACUUAUAUCAACAAAGCAAGGCCGUGGACUACCUUGAUGGGUGUUGGUUGGGGAUACGGUGCAAACAUGCUGACAAAAUACCUGGCUGAGGUUGGGGAAAGAACACCACUAACAGCUGCUACAUGUAUAGACAAUCCUUUUGAUUUAGAUGAAGCAACAAGAACCUUUCCUUAUCACCAUGUUACUGAUCAGAAACUCACUCGCGGACUUAUAAAUAUUCUACAAACGAAUAAGGCAUUAUUCCAAGGCAAAGCAAAAGGUUUUGAUGUGGGAAAAGCUCUGCUGGCAAAAUCAGUACGUGAUUUUGAAGAAGCAAUAUCCAUGGUAUCGUAUGGCUUUGUGGAUAUAGAAGACUUUUAUACAAAAGCCAGCACAAGAAAUAUGAUCAAGGAUAUUAAAAUUCCUGUUCUGUUUAUACAGAGUGAUAAUGGGAUGGUUCCAGCAUUCUCAGUUCCACGGAAUCUGAUUGCAGAAAAUCCAUUCACAAGUCUGCUCCUAUGUUCUUGUCUAUCAUCAAGUGUUAUGGAUACUGACACAUCUGCUUUAUCAUGGUGCCAGCUUGUAACAGUCGAGUGGCUCGCAGCAGUGGAGCUAGGACUCUUAAAGGGCCGUCAUCCUCUUCUCACAGAUAUCGAUCUUACAAUAAUUCCCUCUAAAGGAUUGACUCUUGUGGAGGAUGCAAGGACAGAUAAGAAUCCAAAAGUAGGAAAAUUGUUGGAACUUGCUCGGUCAGAUGCAUAUAAUGGAUACUCUAUUGACCCUUCUGAAGAUUUGCUUGAAGGAAGUAAGAAUGAUGCUGGCCUCCACUUUGGGCCCCAACAAGAUGUACAACAGAACUUUGAGCAGGGAGAUAUGAGUUUGCAGGUAAAAGACGGUCCAUUACAGCAGACUAGCUCCUCUGGUAGAGCUUUGGUUGGAGAGGAGGAUGCUGCAUCAGUGGAUAGUGAACAUGGUCAUGUUAUGCAGACAGCCCAAGUAGUAACCAAUAUGCUUGAUGUUACCAUGCCUGGUACUCUAACAGAAGAACAGAAGAAAAAGGUAUUAGCUGCUGUAGGUCGUGGAGAGACACUCAUGAAUGCUUUGGAAGAUGCUGUUCCAGAAGAUGUUCGUGGAAAGUUAAAAGAUGCUGUUGCUGGAAUUUUGCAAGCACGAGGCUCUGACUUGAAGUUCGAUAGAAUUCUUAACACUGCUCAGUCUCCUAAUUCGUCACCAGGGCAAAAGAACCAAGAAAAAUCACCAGGAGCAUCAAGUGCAGAAGUUAGUGAAAACCAGUCCUCUUCAAAUCAGAUGAAAAAUACUAGUAGUUCUAUAGAUGGCUCUGAUAACGUUCCAAGUGGCAUGAGUGAGCCUGCAGAAGGAACAAAAACAGAAGUUAUUCGUGUAGAUGAACAUUCUACAAGUUCAGCUCAAUCUCAAGAAUCAAACAAUGGCGUUGGUUCUUCUAGGAAGGAAACUGGUGAGUCUAGAGACAACAGUGAUACAAAUGAGGAUUUAAAAGGAAAAAUUGUUCUUGAUAUGGAUCAUAGCAAGAAGGAAUUGGAAACGGGUUCUAAAUCAUAUACUCCCGACCGUCCUGAUGGAGCAGGUGGCUCUGAAGCAGAAGCUGUUGCUGAACACAAAAGCCAAAAGGGUGGAAUAGCUAAAACAGACGAAGAGGAAACUGAUAUUCCGAAGGUUGACCAGAAAAGUGAAGAUUUCUCUAGUGAUCAAAGUAAAACAGCGUCAACUGAUGCAAAAGAAGAACCUACUUCUCCUAUAUCCUCUGAGAACCAGACAGUGGAAAGGGAGGGUAAUGUUGAUGAGAAUAAAGAUGACAAGAAUAUGCAGCAAGUUUCACCACAAACUAACUCUUCCAAUUCAGAUUCUGCUGCCCCUGGCAUCAGCGUUUCUCAAGCAUUUGAAGCCUUGACAGGGAUGGAUGAUUCAACUCAAAUAGCUGUUAAUAGUGUUUUUGGUGUGAUAGAAAAUAUGUUGUCUCAGCUUGAGAAGAGCUCAGACAAUGAAGAUGAAGUCAAGGAUGGAAAAUCUGUUGAACACAAGUUAGAAGAACAACAAAAAAGUAAUACCCAAAGCAAUGAUUCCAACACAUCGGGCAAGUUAGAAGAACAACAAAAAAGUAAUACCCAAAGCAAUGAUUCCAACACAUCUGGCAAGUUAGAAGAGCAACAAAAAAGUAAUGAAGCUGAAGUCAAGGAUGAACAAACUGUUGAACACAAGUUAGAAGAACAACAAAAAGGUCAAAGCAAUGAUUCCAACACAUCUGGCAAGUUAGAAGAGCAACAAAAAAGUAAUGAAGCUAAAGUCAAGGAUGAAAAAACUGUUGAACACAAGUUAGAAGAACAACAAAAAGGUAAUAGCCAAAGCAAUGAUCCCAACACAUCUGGCAAUCCUUCUCUAGAUGAUCACCAUGACGGCAUAUCCUUGAGGAAUGAUUCUUGCGAUACCGAAGAACAACUAAAAAGCCUCAGCACCAUUAAUGGAAGCAGUGUAUGUGAUUCUCAAAAUUAUAACUCUGAUGAUCACCCAGUUAAGAAGCCAAGUAAUACAAACAGUCAACUAAUUGUCGAAAGAUCUCUCGAUGAUGAAUGGGAUGGACACAGACAGGUAAGUAGCAUGCCAGAGUUUAUAGUUGCAGGUUCAUAUGGACACGGGAACUCUCCGUACAAAAAGUACCUCCAUAAACAUCUUGUUUCGGAGAUUCCCACCAAAUCACUUGAUUUAGACACAACAACUGCAUUAUUUCUUGAUUAUUUCCCACAAGGUCAAUGGAAACUCUAUGAACAACCACAAAAAAUGGAAAGUUCUUCUGCUGAUACUGAAAUUUAUAAAGAGGUUGGGAGCAAGAUGAAGGACCGCGCAUCUGCAAAAUCUUUUGAUGAAGAAGAGUGUAUUGAACCACCAUAUGUGAUAUUAGAUACUGAAAAGCAACAAGGGCCGGUUAAAGAGUUCAACACAACAGACACUGAGAACAGAAUGAUUCAUACUGAUGAUGACAGGUCGGAAAAGUCUAUCCAAUUUGUGAAAAACAAAGUACUAGAUUCUUUGAAGAUGGAAGUUGGUCGCAAGCUGAAUGCUGCGGAAGUGAUAGAAAUGAAACCAAAACUUACCGAAGAUCUGGAACAUGUAGCAAAUGCCGUUUCACUGGCUGUUGUAACUAGCAAGGGGCAACAACUACUAUAUUUUGAAAGUCAAGGUCGUGAUUUUGAGGGUGCUGUAGGAAAAUUUGGCUCUCUUGACGGGGAGUAUAUCAUUAGAGCAAUUUCAUCCUCUGUUCAGCAAACUAGCUGCCUAAGAAAAGUCAUUCCAGUUGGUGUUAUUGUUGGAUCCAUCUUAGCUUCCUUGAGGAAAUAUUUUAAUAUAGCUCCACGUCAAGAAAAUGGCCAUGGAAAAUCUCUGGCUCUUGGUGAUGGGAGGAAACCUGGUGAAAAGAACUAUGUCAUUGUUGAUGCAACAGAGGCAGAUCAAGUACCAGAUGAGAAAACCAGUUUCGACCAUCCCAUCAAGAGUGAGUUUGUAGAAAGUGAAUUGGAAGAUUCAAGCAAAAAUACUGUCAUGGUUGGUGCUGUUACAGCUGCUAUCGGGGCUUCUGCGUUACUCAUGCAACAGCAGGAUUCACAAGGAGGAAAUGUAAAUCACAAAAAUCAGCCAGAAGGGCUUGAGGAAGAAGUUUCCGAUAAUCAGAAUAACAUAAUCACAAGCCUUGCUGAGAAAGCCAUGUCGGUUGCUGGUCCAGUUGUACCUACCAAAGAAGAUGGAGGAGUGGAUCAAGAUAGACUGGUUGCAAUGCUAGCUGAUUUAGGACAGAGAGGUGGCUUGUUGAGGCUAGUUGGGAAAUUUGCUUUGCUAUGGGGUGGUAUCCGCGGUGCAAUGAGUUUGACCGACAAGCUUAUCUCAUUCUUCCAUUUUUCUGAGCGUCCGUUGUUUCAGAGGAUCUUCGGGUUUGCUGGCAUGAUCCUUGUUUUAUGGUCUCCAGUUGCUAUUCCGUUGCUUCCUACAAUUGUUCAGGGUUGGACAACAAACACUCCUUCCAAAAUAGCUGAGGCUGCCUGCAUUAUUGGCCUGUACAUUGCUAUAAUGAUACUUGUUAUGAUAUGGGGGAAAAGAAUCCGUGGAUAUGAAAAUGCAUUUGAGCAGUAUGGGUUGGACUUAACUUCAAAAAGGUUAAUUGAAUUUUUGAAAAGCUUGAUUGGUGGAGUCAUGUUCAUUUUUUCAAUCCAUGUUGUGAAUGCAUUUCUUGGUUGUGCAAGUUUCUCUUGGCCUCAUAUUCCACCUUCUUUAGAUGUCAUGGCUUGGCUAAAACUCUGUGGACAAAUGGGUCUGCUAAUUGUACAAGGAACUGUAAUGGCAAGUGCCAUUUCGUUUGUGGAAGAAUUGCUUUUCAGGUCAUGGUUGCCCCAGGAAAUUGAAGCUGAUCUUGGAUAUCAUCGUGGAAUCAUAAUUUCAGGGCUGGCAUUUUCUUUCUUGCAGAGGUCGCUACAAUCAAUACCGGGACUUUUGCUUUUAUCUUUGUCUUUGUCAGGUGCCCGGCAGAGAAACGGAGGUAGCCUCUCUAUCCCUAUCGGGCUACGUGCGGGGAUGUUGGCGUCCACUUUUAUCCUGCAAAAGGGUGGUUUUUUAACAUAUAAUUAUAAAGGAAACAUUCCUCUUUGGAUGAUUGGGUCUCAUCCAUUUCAACCAUUUAGUGGUUUAGUUGGUUUGGUAUUUUCUCUAUCAUUAGCAAUCAUUCUCUACCCCAGACCGACUUCACAAAAAAUUGAAUCUAAGGAAUGAGUGAAAUAAUCAUCAGUGAAGGGCAUUACAGUUAUGAAUUUAGUAAUGCAGCCCUGUUAUAUGCCGAAGUUGGAAGUAGUUUGUACUUUGGUGGACCGUUUUGAUUCUACUAUACACAGUACAAACUUUUCUUGUAGUUAUUUGGGGAGUUAAGAAUGGGAGUGACAGUAGUUGAGGCAUACAAAGAAAGAGGAAUCUUCGGAAAAUUAAAGGCUUCAGUUCUCUCGAGUAUCAUGCAAAAUGCUUAUGUAGAGAGGUAGGCACCAAUCGUAUCAUGGGCUUUAGAUUGAAGGUAAUUCAAGGUUCUUUUUGUAAGUAGAAGGGUACAGGUUUGUAUAGAAUUGUAUAUUUUGUUUUUAUACCUUACUAGUUUAUUAGCCAAUCAAAGUGUACAGUAGGAUUUCUGUAAGUUUCACCAGUUCUGUCAUUAUUUAUCGGAACGUGAUAAACUGGAAUUUUGAUCCUCUCAAAUACUUGAGAGGUCCAUUUGGAGACAGAAAAAGAGAGAGAAAAAUGUGAAUGAUGUAUUUAAUUUUUAAUCACUAAAUCAUUUACUCUUAUUCUCUCUUCAAAUGGACCCCUCAAGUUUUUCAGAGUGGAGACGAUCCAAACUUAACAAAAUAGUGAGGAGUUAGUUAGUGUAUACUGUAUAGGAUCCUAGGUGGGUAUUCAUUUUUCUGUUUACUCCUUUACUUUUAUAUUUUCUCUGCCAUUUUUAUAGGUACGUACAUAAUGUAAUGUUGUAUUGUAACAUAAAAUAACGAGUGAAUCCAAUAUUUUCCAAAGCAAUUAGGUAUUCUAGCUCAAGGAACAACUAGGAAGUGGAGGCGAAGUUUUCCAUAUGCACUUGCCUGUGGGAACUCUUUCCUGGAAGGACAUAUAUGUGGUCAUUUAUUGUAAAACCCAAACCCAAAGGCUUUCUUUUAUGUAGUUUCAAGGCUUUUUUCACAGAAAUGUUGUUUCAGGCUGUUGUUUAGUUUUUUUUCCCGCAGAAAAUGUUGGUAUUCCUAUACACAUCGUUAUGGAAUUUGUAUUUCUUGUUCCUUUUUCUUUGGCAUAAACACAAACCAACCUUGCAGCAUGACAGGCGGAUGAAAUAUAUGAGCAGUAUUUCAGAA